This is a messenger RNA of Bemisia tabaci, 1145 nucleotides long. NCBI's taxonomy places the organism in Eukaryota, Metazoa, Arthropoda, Insecta, Hemiptera, Aleyrodidae. The record is from RefSeq and is a predicted model, not a curated record.
UCAUUCAAGCAAGUUGGGAAGAAUGGUGGACUUACGAUGGAAUUUCAGGUCCACAGUACUGGGGCAGAAUAAAUCCAGAAUGGAGUCUAUGUAAUAAGGGUAGGAGGCAGUCACCCAUCAACGUGGAGCCUCAAAAACUUCUAUUUGACCCUUUCCUCCGCCAUGUAGAUAUUGAUAAAACUAAGGUUAGCGGCAUGCUCCUAAACACUGGACAGUCGCUAGUGUUCAGAGUAGACAAAGACACAAAACACCAUGUAAAUAUAACUGGAGGCCCUCUGGCUUAUAGGUAUCAAUUUGAAGAAUUUUACAUCCAUUAUGGAACGGGAAAUAAUCACGGAUCAGAGCACAUGAUCCAAGGUUACUCAUUUCCUGGUGAGAUUCAACUGUACGGGUAUAAUGCCGAGUUGUAUCACAAUAUGUCUGAGGCACAGCACAAAUCGCAGGGUAUUGUCGGUAUCUCAGUCAUGGUCCAGAUCGGUGAUACCCCAAAUCCUGAAUUAAGGAUAAUAACUAGUACAUUUAACAAAGUAUUGUAUAGAGGUGCAUUUACACCAAUUAAAUAUUUAUCACUAAGGAGCCUUUUACCCGACACGGAGCAUUUCAUGACUUAUGAAGGCUCAACGACGCAUCCAGGCUGCUGGGAAACCGCUGUUUGGAUCAUACUCAAUAAACCUAUCUACAUUACAAAACAAGAGCUGUAUGCUUUGCGGAAACUAAUGCAAGGCUCGGAGGAUAUUCCUAAAGCACCCCUGGGUAACAACGCCAGACCUCUCCAAUCACUCAAUCAAAGGACUGUGAGAACCAACAUAGAUUUUAAAACAAAUGAAAUAGCUACGCAAGAAAAGCAGUGCUCAGUGACAAUGUUCAAAGAAAUGUACUACAAAGCAAACACAUGGCGAGAGCACGACCCAUUUCAAGUUUAGUUCAUAGUAUGCUUCAGCCUUCGUUUUACAAUGUAAAUAUUAGUGUGACUGUUAAAGAAUCUUGUUACUUUCGUGUAAUCAUGCAAUAUUCAUCCUAGAAUUUGUACGUUAAUAAAUUACAGCGUCCUUAUGUUAUUUUGUAGAAAAUUGUUCAUCCGUUUUUCAGUCCGUUAACCAAAGCCUCUUUAAAUUCUGCAAUAAAUUUUUAAUUUCAAUUGUAAA